Molecule: messenger RNA, 2571 nt
Organism: Pyrgilauda ruficollis (rufous-necked snowfinch)
Lineage: Eukaryota; Metazoa; Chordata; Aves; Passeriformes; Passeridae
Gene: RNF146
Product: ring finger protein 146
Exons: 5
Coding region: 794-1852 (352 amino acids)
Biological process (GO): ubiquitin-dependent protein catabolic process; Wnt signaling pathway
Cellular component (GO): nucleus; cytoplasm
Molecular function (GO): zinc ion binding; poly-ADP-D-ribose binding; ubiquitin protein ligase activity
Source: RefSeq, a predicted model, not a curated record
GGGCUGAGCGGAGCGAGGGGCGGCUGCCCGGCGGGCAGAGCCCUGCCCGGUAUUGUUUUGGCGGCGGGGCGGGUGGGGGUGUCGCCCGCCGCCGCCCCGCCCGCGGGGUCACGUGCCGGGUGUCGGGGCCGCGGCGGCUGAGCCCUGUCGGGAGCCCUUCCCAAGGCCCCGCACAUUCAUCUCAUUCCCGAGAGGCUGGGAAUGAGAGCCGGGACCGCCGGCAAAGCCUCCCGGUCCCUCCUGCCGGGCCAGGCCCCCUUCCGCGGAGCCGUGUCCCUGCAGGAGGCGGCGCCCCGACGCCGGUGCGGAGCGAGGUGCGCGCAGAGUGCCUGACCGGGCCCGGGCUUAGGCUGGGCUCGAUGGCCGGAGGUCUUUUCCAACCGUAUUGGUUCAUCUGCUGCCUCUGAACGGUGGGCUACUCAAAAAUAGAUUCCGAAGCAUCUCUAGAAAUGUGGUACCAAAAAUUACAGCGUGAAAUAGUAUUGAAGACAUGCUGAAAUCUGAAUCUUCAUUUGAGGAUUCACUGAAGGUGGUUCUCUUAGGUCAAGACCUUCGUGAUUAGGCUGUGAGAAUGCAAGAGUGAUGGUCUCCCUUCCCUUUUUUGAGUUUGCAGAUUCCUACUUCCCUGCUGUAGGAACUUUUAAGAGAAGCUGAAACGUAGUGUACCAUUGAGCAGGACAAGUCAGGAAUGAGUCAGCCUUGGGAAGGAGGACCUGCCAUCCUAGCUGGAGACGUCUGAAGAGAGGACAUUUCAGUCUUGUGGCAUGCUUCAGUAGAAAUUACUAAGAAAAAGAUGGCUGGCUGUGGUGAGAUAGAUCAUUCAAUCAACAUGCUUCCCACAAAUAGGAAGACAAAUGAGUCAUGUACCAAUGCAGCACCUUCCCUGCAAGUUCCUGAAUGUGCUAUCUGUCUGCAAACUUGUGUCCAUCCAGUAAGUCUGCCCUGUAAACAUGUUUUCUGCUAUCUGUGUGUUAAGGGCGCUUCUUGGCUUGGGAAACGAUGCGCACUCUGCCGGCAGGAGAUUCCUGAGGAUUUUCUUGACAAGCCAACCUUACUGUCACCAGAAGAACUCAAAGCAGCAAGCAGAGGCAAUGGAGAAUAUGCUUGGUACUAUGAAGGUAGAAAUGGCUGGUGGCAGUAUGAUGAACGUACCAGCAGAGAGCUGGAAGAUGCCUUUUCCAAGGGUAAAAAGAGCACUGAAAUGCUAAUUGCUGGUUUUUUAUAUGUGGCAGACCUUGAAAAUAUGGUUCAGUAUAGGAGAAAUGAGCAUGGACGUCGCAGAAAAAUAAAACGGGACAUAAUAGAUAUACCAAAGAAGGGAGUGGCUGGGCUGAGGCUGGACUGUGACACCAACACUGUCAGCCUGGCACGAGAGAGCUCCGCUGACGGUGCGGACAGCACACUGACUCCAGGGGCUGCAGCUGUGCAGCCUCUAGCAUCCAUUUCUGUGAGGCCCCUACCAGCACUAGAUGGUCAGCUCGUGAGCCCUUCGACGCCAUCACCUGAUGCAAGCAAUUCUCUAGAGAACUCUUUUUCCCACUUGCAAAUAAAUGGAGACAGUAUGGCUGAAAGGAGUCACAGGGGAGAGGGAGAAGAAGACCGCGAAUCAUCAUCUUCUGGUAGGGUGCCAGGCCCCGACACCUCUGUUGAGGAGACCGAAUCGGAUGCCAGCAGCGACAGCGAGGAUGUGUCUGCCCACCUUCAGCAACACCCAUCCUCUGGUCAGCAGAGACACUUGAGUGCUGGUGCAAGCCAGGCAGGAGCAGAUAGACCAGGGGCAGGGGGUGGGGUGGCAAACACAAGCGUAAGAUCUAGAAGGCCAGAUGGACAGUGCACAGUCACUGAAGUUUAAAUCUAGAGCCAUGCGAAAAAAAAUACUCAGUUGUAAUUUUCUGUAAAUUUUCUGUCCACAUUGGCAUUGCACUCAAACCUAGCAGCGUGUUUGGUGGGAGGGUGGGGUGAAGGGGAGAAAAGAGUUUUGGCCUGUUUUAACUUAAGUCUCUUAACAUGUCUCAGCUGGAAGACUCUUUAACUCUAGGAAACUGGGUUGUCCUGUUAAUGGUUUGAAAGCUCUUUAGCAAUGCCCAGUUUUCUUGAAAAUGUCUUGUGUUUAUUUUGUAGCAUUUUCCCCUUGAAGAUACUCUAUCCCUUUUUGGCCAAUGUAUAUCUACUGUACAACUUGAAUUGUCUUCAUUAUCUGACUGUUGCAUUAAGUGUCUUACUACUUUCUGCAUGGAUUGAUGUAUGAAAAGAACACUAAAGCUAUGUGGAAUCAGGCAAGGUGUUGGGUGUGAGCAGGAUGCUUAAUUUAAUGUGAGAAAAUAGAUGUGAGUUUGGAGUUAAAAUGUGUUUUUACUAGACGAGAGCAAUCAUUUACCUUCUUUCAAUGGAAAUGUAAAAAUGCUGUUAACUUGUGUUGCAAGUCCUUACCUUUACACUCUCCAUGGCUUUUUCACUGGCUUUGCCAUCUAGUCCUUGUAGUUUUGUUUAUUGAGAUCUUUCUUGAUCUGUCUUGUUUUUGUUACAGAAUUUAUAAUUUAAUAAAACUACAUUUUAUCAGUAACAAUCUCA